This is a messenger RNA of Punica granatum (pomegranate), 1101 nucleotides long. Lineage: Eukaryota; Viridiplantae; Streptophyta; Magnoliopsida; Myrtales; Lythraceae. The record is from RefSeq and is a predicted model, not a curated record.
AUCCAACCAGAUCGACCCAAAAAAACUUUGGCAGCGUGAAUUUCCGAUCAGGAAGCCGUACAGAGAAACUCCCUAACAGUGGAGCCGAGGACUGGACUGGAGCAAGAGAGCUCCGUCACAGCCACAGGAUGAUAAACUCACUGGCCUUUCUUCCUCCUCCUUCCAUCUCUUCUCUCCCUCUCCCUCUCGUCAAACCCGCAAAUCCCCACCUCCGAAAAUUCAAGUUCUCAGUCACCCGCUCCUCUUCCUGCCCCAAAUCCGUCGAAUCCGAUGGGAUUGCUGAGAGAACUGAGUGCAAGCCCGGCCCCCUCGAUGACUUGUUCCUCAAUUUGUUCCGCAGGAAAAUGGUCCGGGAGGUUGGAUGGGAUUCGGCGAAGCCCGGGUAUGAUGGUCUAAUCGAGGUUGCGAAUCGGCUUAUGAUGAAGGGCAGGAACAAUUCCGAUACAAGAGAUGCUGCGGUUCGGAUAUUGAGAUCACUUUUUCCUCCUUUUCUGCUAGAGCUUUACCAAUUGCUCAUAGCACCUCUUGAAGGGGGAAAAGUGGCUGCAAUGAUGGUUGCAAGGGUGACUGCACUCACUUGCCAAUGGCUCAUGGGUACUUGCAAGAUCAACUCUGUCGAUCUUCCCGAUGGAACUUCCUGCGAAAGCGGGGUAUUCGUAGAAAGAUGCAAGUAUUUGGAGGAAAGCAAGUGUGUAGGGAUAUGCAUCAAUACUUGUAAGCUUCCAACACAGACCUUCUUCAAGAAUUAUAUGGGGGUCCCUCUGCUCAUGGAGCCAAACUUCGAAGAUUAUAGCUGUCAGUUCAAGUUUGGUGUGCUUCCGCCUCUGCCUGAAGAUGAUGCAGCUCUCAGAGAGCCAUGCUUGGAGAUAUGCCCAAACGCAACCCAACGAAGAGAAGUUGCACAGGAGACAGAAAUUGCGCAGUGCCCUAAGGCAUAAUAUAUAGAUCAUGCAAACCAACAUUCAUCCAGCAAAAGUUUUAGGAGAAGUUAAAGAUUUUUAUUCUUCAAGCAGCAGAGAAUAAAAGUUUUCCCAUCAGUACAUCAACCUGUUGAUAUAGGUUCGCUUGCUAUAUCAUUCAACCAGAAAAUUUGACAACGAA